Molecule: messenger RNA, 1044 nt
Organism: Naegleria gruberi
Lineage: Eukaryota; Heterolobosea; Eutetramitea; Acrasida; Naegleriidae
Exons: 1
Coding region: 1-1044 (347 amino acids)
Biological process (GO): DNA replication initiation; DNA replication
Cellular component (GO): nuclear origin of replication recognition complex
Source: RefSeq, a predicted model, not a curated record
AUGUCAAAACUUAAUUUUGCAAAACAGGUAAUAACAGAAAGUAUAGUGGAAAAAGUUUUAACAGGUGUUGCAAGACCUAAAAAAAAGGGCUCCAACACUGAACAAUCAAGUGAAAAUGUUGCUACAAAAUCAUCAUCGGAAAGUGACAAUAACACACUUAUUCCAAAAAUUGUUGGCAAAGCUAGAGAUUACUUUAGAAGCCUUCACGCUAAAUUAAACAACACUGCAGGCGUAUUGCCAUCUAAUUUUUCAUUAUGUGAAGGAAUGAUUUGUGUGGAGUUGGCUUUCAAGUUUUUAAAUAUCAACCAAAAAUUUGAUCGUGAAAUUGCAGUCCAACAAAUUGGUGCUGACAUGAAAGAUUAUCAAUCUUGUUUUACAGAGGUUGUUAAUUUGCUUGGAAUUUCAUUUGCAAUAAGUUUAGAUGAUUUAAUUCUUACUUUUGGAUGUCAAGGAAUUAGAGGAUCAUGUGAAAAGCUUUUGGAAGAAUAUAAAAAGAAAUUCGAGUCUCGUUACUCUGCAGAAAUAUUGAAAAAGACCGAUUUUACCAAACCUAUUCUGAAGGUAGCUGCAUUCUACAUAACAGCAACUCAGACCUACAAAUUCAAGGUCGAUUUCAAAAAAUUAGCAGAAGAAACUAAAACAAAUGUGAAAUCCCUUUCUUCUGUUGUGGAUUCAAUGAAGGAAACUUGUGGAAUCACUUCAAUUAAACUUAAAGAAAACCAAGGGGAGGCUCCAAAAAGAAAGAGGGAUGACAUCAUUCUGGAUAAUACCUCCAAACAAUUUAUUCCAUCUUCUUCCAGUAGUGAUGGUUUAAUGGGAUUUGAUGAAAGUAAAGUAGUUUUAAAAAAGAAAAAGGUGGAUAGUCCAAAAACUACCACCACAUCACUCAGAUCCCAACAACUUUUACAAAAAUUAUCCUCUAAUUCUAAUAAUUCUAACAAUCUAGGUAAAAACACUGAAGAAGUCAAGGAAGUCAAACAAGAUAAAAAUCAGGAAAUGCUGGCUAAGAAAACAAAGCAAACCAAGCUGAACUUCUUCAAGUAA